UUUGAAAAACGGCAAUGCAAUGCACUGAAAAAUGGGUAGAUUUUGCAUAUCGUUUUGACAGAUGUUUUCUCGGAAUGUUUUCGCGCGAAUAAUACGACAUUCAAGCAGUUCAAGCAAAAUUUUUUUUGUCAAUCGUUAAAGCAAGGCUGGCUACCUUUCUGGAAACUUUGAUGAUGCUUAUUCAAGUACAAGCUUAACGGUUUUAAUGGCAGAUGCGACAAAUUUUAAAGAAUUCACCAUUACUGGUGUAAAAGUGAAGUUUCCCUUCAAACCCUAUCCAAGUCAGAUGUCAAUGAUGUCAAUGAUCAUAAAAUGUAUCGAAAAACGACAAAAUUCUCUACUUGAGAGUCCCACAGGCUCGGGAAAGAGCCUGGCAUUGCUUUGUUCCAGUUUAGCUUGGCAACAAAAUGAGAAAGAGCGUGUUCAGAAAAAAGAAAGGGAACUGGAGCAAUCUUUUCGCAAUCUUGAGAAAUUAGAGAAGAUGAACAAAAAUGAAAAUGAAAUAAAGACUGAACCCCAGAUUGAUGUGAAAUAUGAAACAUGCGAGCAGAAACCUGAUGCAAAGUUCCUCAUUAACUCUGCUAUAAAGACUGAAAUUAAAGCAGAAUUUAACGAGGCGGGUUUUCAACUUACCAUAAAAGCUGAAAGGGAUACAGAAGCUAAACCAUCAGUAAAAAAGGAAGCGAGUACAGGAAAUAUAGAGAAAUUGAAUGAGAGGAAGAAAAAAAAGAAUAGCCAUAAUGGAUGUGAUAGUGAAGAUGAAAUGGAUUUUCAAGUACCACGAAAGCGAUUUCGGACUCCUCAAGAACAGAUGCCUAGGGCCAAGAAAUCCCGUCAUAAUGUUAAUGAUGGUUUACUAGAUUCUUUGCCAGAUGCACAAUGUCUUUUGCUGAUGACAGUCAUUGGUUUGAAAAUGAUGACUUGGAGAUGUGAAGAGAAUGUCCCGAAAAUCUACUUUGGCACACGAACACAUAAACAGAUCACACAAAUUAUACGGGAACUCAAUCGGACUGAGUAUAGAAACAAAAACAUGUGUAUCUUAGCAAGUCGAGAGCACACUUGUAUUCAUCCGCAUGUUUCACAAGCGAAAAACAAAACAGAAGAAUGUAGAAAGUCCAUUGAAAAUCGUGAGUGUGUAACAUACACCUGUCAGAUUAAAGCCUACAAGAUGUUUAUGGUUUGUCGUCACGUUCCUGGGCUAUGUGUUUCAGGGAAAAUCUUGCAAAUUUUACUCAAGAGCUCAAUACGUGAAAAAUCAACAGGAUCUAGAAGAUUAUGGCAUAAAAAAGCUUGGACAAUUUCAGAACUUGUGGAGAUUGGGGAAAUGGUUAGGGGAUGUCCGUACUACAUGACACGUGAAAUCAAGAAGAAUGCUGAUAUUAUUUUUUGUCCUUAUAAUUAUCUCAUCGAUCCGAUUAUCAGAAAUCAGAUGGACAUAGAUCUUACUGGUGAAGUGUUAAUACUUGAUGAAGCUCAUAAUAUAGAAGAUUCGUGUCGUGAUGCUGCAAGCUGGUCGGUCAAUACCCACCAACUUGACGAAGCACUAUCUGAUAUUGAUUUUAUGGUGAGUAAGAACAUCCACCGAGAACAACAUGAAAUAUUUCAUUAUAUGUGUGCGACAGUACGGAAGUGGAUCGUGGAAAACUCGAACGUUAUGUCGGGUUCGUCAAAAAAGAACGAUUUUAAUAAAAGUUUCGAGAAAAGAUAUGGGAAGGAAACGAGGCAUUUUGGCAAGGUGAUGAAGCCCGUCGAAUCAUCAGUAAAAAUAGACAGGAGGGAGAGGACGGUAAUGAAUGCUGCCACGAGUAGUUUACUUGAAGGAUUGUUCACGGUUUCAUCAUUCAUAACUGAAAAGAAUUUCAAGUUUCUUCAUGAUUACAGGAUGGGUAUCACAGAGGAAAAUGUUAUGGUAUCUACGGCUACCAUAAUGCCCAACGGAUAUAUUAUAAGAGGAGAUCCUAAAAGAGAAGAGCUCUAUGUUCUUAAUUUUUGGUGUCUUAGUCCUGCUGUGGUGUUUUCUGAGAUCAAUGAACAAUGUCGGAGUGUUAUUCUCACGUCAGGAACUCUCUCACCAAUGGCGACAUUUUCGUCAGAACUUGGUUGUCAGUUCCCAAUACAACUGGAAGCUAAUCACGUCAUAAGCCGUUCACAGGUAAUGGUUGGCAGUCUUUCUACAGGUCCAUCAGGAACAACUCUCAAUGGUUCUUAUCGUUUUUCCGAGAAACUACAGUUUCAAGACGAACUGGGGGAAACAAUUCUCAGAGUCUGUGAGGCUGUUCCACAUGGCGUUCUUUGCUUUCUAUCUUCGUACGGCAUGUUGGAUAAACUCACUAAACGAUGGAAGUGUACCAAUCUUUGGACAAGAUUGAAAAGAGUGAAGAACACUUUCUGCGAGCCAAGAUGUGGAGAUAAAUCAGAUUUUAACGGUGUAAUCAGCGACUAUUACGAAUGCAUAAGAGUUUCUGGAGACUCUGAUGAUUCAGACUGCGAGUAUGCGCCUUCUGGUGCUAUUUUCUUUGCUGUUUGUCGUGGAAAAGUCAGUGAAGGAUUGGAUUUUGCGGACAACAAUGCGCGUGCAGUUAUUACAGUGGGAAUUCCGUUUCCCAGUUUGAAAGACAUUCAAGUGGAACUGAAAAGAAAGUACAACGAUAAGAAUCAUACCUUGAAAGGACUCUUGAAUGGUCGUGAUUGGUACGAAAUUCAAGCUUAUAGAGCGCUUAAUCAGGCAUUAGGACGUUGUAUCAGGCACAGAAAUGACUGGGGUGUGAUUUUGUUAAUUGAUGAAAGAUUUGGUAUGUCUUCCAAGUACAAAAAUGGAUUGUCUAAAUGGUUACGUAACAAACUCUCUCAUCACAACUCGUUCGGUGAUUUUUUAUCAUCAGUAAAGGAGUUCACUGUGACACGCGUGAAUAAUUCAUGUCCUCAGAAUUCUGUACUUCAAACACCGUCUCGUACCUCUGAUGUCUCAAGUCAGGAUUCUUCGCUAACAGUCUGUGCAACCUCCCAGUUAACUCCAUCGAGAAACGUCGAGAAAAACAUCAAUGCGAAUGUGUCAUCUUCCAUUUCCUUGUCUGAUCCCACGUUAAAUAGCCCGCAAAACACUGUGCAUAAUUCAGUGUUUCAAGGCAUGCAUACAGUGAACAACCUGCAACCUGUCAAUGAUCUGCAACAACCCAAUAACAUGCAACAAGUCAAUAACCUGCAGCAGGUCAAUAACCAACCGCAAGUUGGAAAACUGAAACAAAUCAGCAACAUGCAGAAGGUCAAUAACCUACCACAAGUUGGAAAAGUGCAACAAAUCAGCAACAUGCAGCAGGUCAAUAACCUACCACAAGUUGGAAAACUGCAACAAAUCAGCAACAUGCAGCAGGUCAAUAACCUACCACAAGUUGGAAAACUGCAACAAAUCAGCAACAUGCAGCAGGUCAAUAACCUACCACAAGUUGGAAAACUGCAACAAAUCAGCAACAUGCAGCAGGUCAAUAACCUACCGCAAGUUGGAAAACUGCAACAAAUCAGCAACAUGCAGCAUGUCAGCCAUUUGCAACGCAGGGGCAAUCCGAUAGUUUUCAAUAACGCAGCAAAUGUUACCAAUCCUCUGCGAAGUGCAAACCAUCAACAACUGGGUAACCUUAUGCAGCCAAGGUUUCCAUGUGGUAACGGACCAGUGUUAGUUAGAUUUGUCAAUGCAAAAGGGGAACCCGUUCGAUAUGCACUUUUACCUGGACAGCGUCCUCCGUUGAUGACCUCGCCAAACACCAAAAAUCAUAUGGCAAUGACUAGUAAUGAAUUAGGGACCUCUGAGAGCACAGGAGUAAUGAGUUCUGGGAUUGCCAUGGACGUUCAAGUAUCAAAUGCUCCGAUAACUAUGGUAAAAAUCAAACAAGAACCUCAAAGUCCCCCUGAUGAAGUGAAGGGUAUGUGUUUGGAGGAUCAAACAUCGUUGAGGAAUGAAGGCAGCGGCGAUAAUCCUCAGAAAACAGUUAUUGGUCAACAUGAAUUGUGUUCAGAUGGUAUCAUUACUGACAUGCGCACUAAGGCCGGCUCAACGUCAUCAGAGAACGUGAAUGCUAACAAGAGUACAUCACACAGCACACAGGGAUCUUUUUUCUCUCAAAGACCUAAUGCAUCUAACAAUGCAUACGGCUCGACUCAGUCGAUCGGAUUGCCAAGAAAAGCACUGUUUUCUUCAGAGAAUUUGAAAUCCAGUGUAGUAAAAGAACCUGACGAUUGUAAGGAAUCGCCAUCAAAGAAGUCUCGAACUAACAUUCCUCCACCUUUAGAUCUAAAUAAAUGUUUAGGAAUAUCACAAUCCUGUGAGACUGUGUCGAAUGAUGAUGACACCUCUGACUCACCUAUCCUCUUUUAUACCCCACCAUCAAUGAACGCUGAUGAAACUUGUGGGGAUAGUGAGGAAUGUUUAGAAACAGAGAAUUAUAAUACGGGAACACCGAAAAAAGGGAACAAAACAAAUAAGAAUUUCGCGUAUGACGAAAGGAAUAUAGAUAAUUGUGGAUUGAAGACUGCGUGUACGACAGUCACGUGCACUCGUUGUGAUACAGCUUUGUAUUCAGCUAAAACAGGAGAUAAUGCUUCAAUUACAACUGAAGAGAUCUCAACCGAUGACAUUCUCGGAGUUAUUAUACACAGAUUAUUUUUCAUUGCGUGGAAGAAGAAGAAGAAACCACCAACAGUAAAAGUUUUUAAAGCGGUUCGCAGUGAUUCAACAGUUCUAGAUAAAUGCUGUCCGGCUUUUUCAGACAUGAAUGAAUCACAUACCGAAGCAGACGCAAGGGUGAACAGUAUUUACCGCGAGGAACAGUCGUGUUGUUACAUUCCACUUUUAUGCAAAUCGUGUGAACAGGGCAUGCAAUCUUGUAAACGCAAGUCUAGACUUCAUGUUGUUGCUGUAUCCAGUGUUCCUUGUGGGGAGAUUAGGGACUGUCCACAAUCGAUUUGGUUUAAUCCCGAAAAUGUAAAGCUCGUCGAAGAAUACGGAAAUAUGAUAAGGAAACCACUACGACCUAAGUGAUGCUGAAACUUUGUAAAAUGCGCAGGCGUGAAGGCGUGAACAAAAAUAUACAAGUUGCUGACGAAUAACUAAAGAUAAUGUGUAUUAAUGUUUCCAAGUUAUCGAGCAGAUUUUCGCCGCUAAUUUUGUUGUGGUAAAUGGGCCAGCCGGUUUUCAUCCUAGCAGAUUUGAAGAGAGUGCUGUUGGUUGUAACAAGGAGGCAAGAGAGGUGUUGAAAGCUUCGAAAGUAUUAACGAUUAUAUAAAAUACACAUGACUAUUAUAAAUAUUAUGCAAUUUGUUUUGGUCAUCUCAUUUUUUAAUGAUGUAUUUUGUUCUCGGUAGUAACGUUAUGAUCGCAUGGUUCAAAUAAUCUUCUUGUGUAAGCGGAUUUUCAGUCAUCAUCAGUGCUAUUAUCAAUGAAUAGUUGAAAUUGCGGAAAA
Molecule: messenger RNA, 5453 nt
Organism: Xenia sp. Carnegie-2017
Lineage: Eukaryota; Metazoa; Cnidaria; Anthozoa; Malacalcyonacea; Xeniidae
Product: Fanconi anemia group J protein homolog
Exons: 32
Coding region: 206-5032 (1608 amino acids)
Biological process (GO): double-strand break repair involved in meiotic recombination; nucleotide-excision repair
Cellular component (GO): nucleus
Molecular function (GO): ATP binding; hydrolase activity, acting on acid anhydrides, in phosphorus-containing anhydrides; DNA binding
Source: RefSeq, a predicted model, not a curated record